AACAGUGAGGGUUUAAAAACAACUUCUUCUCUUUUUCCGACAGAGCUGGAGCAUUGUUCUCAAUGAUUAUUGCUAAGAGCUGAUUGCUGUAUAAGACCUAGAGAGGAUUGCUACUCUGUACAAUGAGUUCUCAGGUUCUCUGAUCUUGAAAUUUAUUGUUACGUCCAAUGUGCAAGUCAGAUUGCUUGAGCACACGUAGGUCCUGAUGGUUGAUUUCCUGUUUGUAAGGGUAACAGAUGUAACAGUGUAACAGAUGGUAAAUUGCAUGGCCCUGUACGUGGCGUUACACAGAUCCAGCGAUGCUACAGACAGAUUUCGGGCAGCACAGCCGCCACAACCAGGACCGACAUGUAUAUCCUCCUGCACCGAUCUGUGAGAGUGCGCACGCUAUCGCAGUCAAGUGGGUGCAGUAUGAAGGAGUUGUUCACUUGAUCCUUGCCUGCGGUGAUUGUUUUAGAGUUCCACUUUUCCAGAAUCGGGUCCUCCAGAUCAGAAAAGAAUGAGGAUUACUCUCAGGGACCAGUGGCUCGGAGCUAGUCGACUGCCGCUCCCCAUCGAUCUCUCCAAUAAGGUCGAGUGGAGUACAGGCCAGUGUCUCACACAAACCAUUGGCCGACGUCCAGUCAUGCGGCAGACGCGAGCAGCGGAUCAGCAAGAGGCCCAUGAAUGUCUCCUAACAUUUCGAAUCCGAAUUAACCCGACUGGCCGAAAGAUUCCGUCAUUCCGUCAUAGAUAUAAUAAAAAUUUGCAGAAACGUCUGGGAGUUUCAGUUCGAGAUAAAUAGCUUGAUGACUGCGGCCUACAAUUCAGUUCGGUGAUUUCUGCACCAUGACUUAGGCUUCAGAGAGAUAUGCAGGAUCAAUUAACCACUGCUUCUUAUAAGGAAAGCAUGACUGCCUGAGAGAGUACAGAGUUCACGGCUGCCCAGAAUUGCUUAAGUCGCACACCAAAGUUUUAUAACGAUUUUUUUUUUUUGGGGGUUCACAUAUAUACAAAAUGACCCAGUGAGGCCACCUGCCUUGGAGAUAACUUGGUCUCCGAUUGCGAAAUUGGAUGAGUGUUUCUUUUGCUAUUAUGAUAUACAGAGUUUCAAAUGCACACGCAGUCAGAAGAGGAUUUUGGGAGAGGGUGAUAUUUCGAGGCAGUCACCUCUGAAAUUGGGAGAAUAAGUGAAGUGCGCAUCAAGAUCACGGGCAACGGGGAGGUACUUUACAUUGAAAAAUGUCAGGUGACAGCUGAUUUUCCUGUGAAAAGUUGGUAUCUGUUGGACUGUUCUACUUGACCACCGAGAACGCUUAUCCAUCCACAGUUGUCGCUGUUAUGGGCAUCUGGAAAGAGGAAUCUGAGCAGGUAUGUUACGGUGUAGCUCGUCGGUGACAGUAUAAAGUGAUUCGCAGCUGGAGUCGAAUCAAUCAUGGCUUAACAGUCUCAUAGUCUCCGAAGAGCUGUAAUUCAAGUCUGCAGCGAGCUCGUGAGUGCUAGUGCUGGUCUUCGAACUGCGGUUGGAGAGGUGUGAUAACACAGAACUCCGUUCUCUGAUUAUCAAGCCGUGCUCAGAUAUCAUCCUUAGUCCGUGCGAAGGCGAUCUGCUGGCUUCGGAGGCAACAUCUUUUCACAUUUCAGAUUUCUGCAAUCCACCGUUUCGAGAAUGGCGAGUCGCACGUCAAAGCAGCAGAAGAAUUCACGUGUGCAGAUGGUGAGCAGUGCCCUAUUCGUGCAUGUUCUUCCCACUGCAUAAAGAAGAGUACCCUGACGCUCAUUGGUAGUAAGAGUUCUGUGAUGGAUGCCAAGAGAUCUCAAAGUUUUGAUCACGAAUGCAUUAAAUGCAAAGUGCACGAGAUUCCGAGGACUUUAUCAAAAGCAACUAAUAAUGCAGCGAAUGUUGCGGAAGAAGAGGCGAUGUUCGACGAGCAAGUGAGAGAAAUCGAGGACUGGUGGCGAAGCGAGCGAUUCCAGCACACGAGGAGACCAUACACAGCGAAAGAUGUGGCUCAACUGCGAGGCACUCUGCCACAAUUCUACGCAUCGGGUGAGCAGGCAAAGAAGCUCUGGAACCUACUCAAAGAUCAUCAAAGGAACAAGACCGCGUCACGAACCUUCGGGUCCUUGGAUCCGGUCCAAGUCGCCCAAAUGGCCAAGCACCUGGACACAGUCUACGUCUCGGGCUGGCAGUGUGCCUCCACAGCCUCCACGAGCAACGAGCCAGGGCCAGACCUGGCCGACUAUCCCAUGGACACCGUGCCCAACAAAGUCCAGCACCUCUUCCUGGCGCAGCAGUUCCACGACCGCAAGCAGCGCCAAGCUCGACUUUCCAUGACCCAGCAGCAGAGAUUCGACACCCCCUGCACAGACUUCCUUCCUCCUCUCAUCGCAGACGCAGACACAGGCUUCGGUGCCACCACGGCCACAAUCAAGCUCAUCAAAAUGUUCGUGGAGCGAGGAGCCGCAGGGAUCCACAUCGAGGAUCAAUCCUCGGUCACGAAAAAGUGCGGACACAUGGGGGGCAAAGUCCUGGUUCCUACAACUGAGCACAUCAACCGCCUCAUCGCCUGCCGGCUGCAGUUCGACGUGAUGGGGGUCGAGCAAAUCCUCAUCGCCAGGACGGACUCGGUCUCGGCCUCGUUGAUUCAGAGCAACAUCGACCCCAGCGACCACCCUUUCAUUCUCGGAGCAAGCAACCCGUCCGUCAUGGGGCGGUCUCUGGUUUCUGCCAUCGCAGCGAAGAAAGGGCACGAGCUCAAACAGACCGAGGAUGCUUGGCUCGCUGAAGCUCGAAUUCGUUCGUUUGCCGACACCGUGGCCGACGAGAUCAGGCACUUGGAGAUCCCGGAAGCUGAGAGGAGCAAGCGCUUGCAGGAGUGGGUCGGGGCCUGCCAUCAGCUGUCGCACUCCGAGGCUCGAGAGCUGGCCGAGCGGCUCGGAGUGCGACAUGUUUUCUGGGACUGGGACCUUCCCCGGACUCGGGAGGGCUACUACCGAUACGCCGGAGGCCUCGAGGCGGCGGUGGCCAGGGGCGUGGCAUUUGCGCCGUAUGCCGAUCUGCUGUGGAUGGAGACCGCCACUCCCGACCUCGAGCAGGCCAGGGACUUCGCCCGCGCGGUUCUGGCUCUGCACCCGCACAUGAUGCUGGCUUACAACCUCUCUCCGUCUUUCAAUUGGGAUGCGGCUCGCAUGUCCGAUCGAGAGAUGGAGGAUUUCAUUCCGCAGCUCGCCCAGCUCGGCUUUGUGUGGCAGUUCAUCACUCUGGCCGGCUUCCAUGCCAACGCUCUGAUGGUCGAUCGGUUCGCCAAGGACUUCUCGGAGCAGGGCAUGCUCGCUUACGUGCGCGACAUCCAGCGCCAAGAGCGACGGCAUGGAGUGGAGACUCUCGCCCACCAAACGUGGUCGGGAGCUUCGUAUUAUGACCAGGUUCUCAAGACCGUGCAAGGAGGUCACUCAUCCACGGCUGCCAUGCAAGCAGGUGUCACUGAAGAUCAGUUCAAACGAGUGGCGGGAUCUCACGGUCAAGCCAAACUUUGAGCAUCCCUGCACACAAAUUCUUUCGGUCGACGCCAAAUAUGCUUUUCGGCUUGCAUCGGCCCGGCGUAUGCACACAGUUAUUCAGCGUAUGCGCAAUCGAUUUCUGAUCCUGAAGCUCACACACGUUUGAAGUCGUAUGUGGAGCUCUUGCAUGUCCAUCGCUGUCGUCAUAAGACGUAAUAUUAUAUCGAUAAGCCAGCGUACACAUAUAUCAAUAUCAUUCAGGUAUAUUAUAUUAUCUCAUUGCUAAUCUUAGCUCCUGAUUUGUAGAUACCAGUCGAGUAGCGAGUCAAGCCGCAGGCUCUUGUAAAAGUUUGCAAGUUCGCGGAGUUGUCGCAGUGUGUGUCCCUUCACGAGUAAGCGUGAUGUCGAUGUACAAAUUGAGGGAACGAUGUGAUUCACAGGGCCUGGAAAUGUAACUGUUUCAGAUAUGACCAAUUGGUCAUGAACCCAA
Messenger RNA from Marchantia polymorpha subsp. ruderalis, 3973 nucleotides. Lineage: Eukaryota; Viridiplantae; Streptophyta; Marchantiopsida; Marchantiales; Marchantiaceae. The record is from the annotation of a GenBank genome assembly.